Molecule: messenger RNA, 3486 nt
Organism: Delphinapterus leucas (beluga whale)
Lineage: Eukaryota; Metazoa; Chordata; Mammalia; Artiodactyla; Monodontidae
Gene: RBM19
Product: RNA binding motif protein 19
Molecular function (GO): mRNA binding
Source: RefSeq, a predicted model, not a curated record
CUUGGUUCCGGCUUGCGGAAGAUGGCGGCGCCCAGAGCCGUAGCGUGAAAUUUGGUGGUGGUAGUCGCAGGCCGUUCGUGCUGGAAUCACAACAGUGGGACCGUGCGCCAUGUCGCGACUGAUCGUGAAGAACCUCCCAGAUGGGAUGAAGGAGGAGCGUUUCCGGCAGCUGUUCACCGCCUUCGGCACGCUGACGGACUGCAGCCUCAAGUUCACCAAAGGCGGCAAGUUCCGCAAGUUCGGCUUCAUCGGCUUCAAGUCCGAGGAAGAGGCCCAAACAGCACUGAACCAUUUCAACAAGAGUUUUAUCGACAUGUCCCGGAUCACGGUAGAGUUCUGCAAGUCGUUUGGGGACCCAACAAAGCCCCGAGCCUGGAGCAAGCAUGCCCAGAAAACAAGCCAGUCCAAGCCCCCUCCGAAAGACAAAGACUCCAUCUCCCCAGAAACUAAGAAGGAUGACAAGAAGAAAAAGGUAGCAGGUGCACUGGAGAAGCUGAGGGAAGAUAACGAGUUCCAGGAGUUCCUGUCGGUUCACCAGAAGCGGACGCAGGUGGCCACCUGGGCGAAUGAUGCCCUGGACGUUGAGCCCUCGAAAGGGAAGAACAACUUGGCCACAGACUACCUGAACUUCGACUCCGACUCAGGGCAGGAGAGUGAGGAGGAGGGAGCCGGAGAGGCCCCAGAAGAGGAAGACAGCAGCCUCGAACCCAAGGCAGCCACACGGAAGGAGCUGUCGGACAUGGAUUACCUGAAAUCCAAGGUGGUGGAGGCCGAGUCGCCAUCCUCAGAGGAGAGUGAAGAUGAAGCCGUGAACUGCGAGGAAGGGAGCGAGGCCGAGGAAGAGGGUUCCUGCACCCCUGCCGCCCGGCAGGACAGGGAGGCGGCCCGAGCCGAGACCGAGACACCAGCCAGCCAGAAGGAACGCUCCACCACCCACACCGUGAAGCUGCGGGGAGCCCCGUUCAAUGUCACAGAGAAAAAUGUCAUGGAAUUCCUGGCACCCCUGAAACCGGUGGCCAUUCGAAUAGUGAGAAAUGCCCAUGGAAACAAAACAGGGUACGUCUUUGUGGAUUUCAGCAGUGAAGAGGAAGUGAGGAAAGCUCUGAAAUGCAACAGGGAAUACAUGGGUGGACGCUACAUCGAGGUGUUUAGGGAAAAGAACGUCCCCGCAGCCAAGGUGCCCCCAGAGAAUAGCGCCAAACCCUGGCAAGGCCGGACACUCGGGGAGCAUGAAGAGGAAGAGGACCUGGCCGACUCUGGGAGGCUCUUUGUGCGAAACCUGCCCUACACCAGCUCUGAGGAAGACCUGGAGAAGCUCUUCUCCAAAUACGGUCCCCUGUCUGAGCUGCAUUACCCCAUCGACAGCCUGACCAAGAAGCCCAAGGGCUUUGCCUUUGUCACCUUCAUGUUCCCGGAGCACGCCGUGAAGGCCUACGCGGAGGUGGAUGGGCAGGUGUUCCAGGGCAGGAUGCUCCACGUGUUACCAUCCACCAUCAAGAAGGAGGCCAGCGAGGACGCAGACGCCCCAGGAUCAUCGUCUUACAAGAAGAAGAAAGAGUCAAAAGAUAAAGCCAACAGCUCCAGCUCUCACAACUGGAACACGCUGUUCAUGGGCCCGAAUGCAGUGGCCGACGCCAUCGCCCAGAAGUACAGCGCCACCAAGAGUCAAGUAUUUGACCAUGAGACCAAGGGCAGCGUGGCCGUGCGCGUGGCCCUGGGAGAGACCCAGCUCGUCCAAGAGGUGCGGCGCUUCCUCCUCGACAAUGGGGUCAGUCUGGACUCCUUCAGCCAGGCCGCUGCUGAGCGAAGCAAGACCGUGAUCCUGGUGAAGAACCUCCCGGCCGGCACCCUGGCGGCCGAGCUGCAGGAGACCUUUGGCCGCUUCGGCAGCCUGGGUCGCGUGCUGCUGCCAGAGGGCGGCAUCACGGCCAUCGUGGAGUUCCUGGAGCCGCUGGAGGCCCGCAAGGCCUUCCGACACCUGGCCUACUCCAAGUUCCACCACGUCCCCCUGUAUCUGGAGUGGGCUCCGGUGGGCAUCUUUUCCAGCCCAGCCCCACACAAGAAAGAGCUCCAAGAUGCACCAGCAGAGCCGGCCGGAAAGGACAGGAUGGAGCCAGAAACAGACGGCGAGACCCCAGAAGGUGAAAAGCUGACAGAGGGAGCAGCACACGACACUUCAGCAAAGGUGGAGGAGGAAGAGGAUGAGGAGAGCCUUCCCGGGUGCACGCUGUUUAUCAAAAAUCUCCACUUCGACACGACCGAGGAGACGCUGAAGGGGGUGUUUUCCAAAGUGGGUGUGGUGAAGAGCUGCUCCAUUUCCAAGAAGAAGAACAAAGCAGGCGCGCUGCUGUCCAUGGGGUUUGGAUUCGUGGAAUACAGGAAACCGGAGCAGGCCCAGAAAGCUCUCAGACAGCUCCAGGGUCACGUCGUGGACGGCCACAAGCUCGAAGUCAGGAUCUCAGAACGAGCCACCAAGCCAGCCCUGACAUCCGCUCGGAAGAAACAGGUGCCCAGAAAGCAGACAACCUCCAAGAUCCUGGUGCGGAACAUCCCCUUCCAGGCUGACAGCCGUGAGAUCCGCGAGCUCUUCAGCACCUUCGGGGAGCUGAAGACAGUCCGCUUGCCAAAGAAGAUGACGGGGAUGGGCUCGCACAGAGGGUUCGGCUUCGUCGACUUCCUCACCAAGCAGGACGCGAAGAGGGCCUUCAACGCCCUGUGUCACAGCACCCACUUGUACGGCCGGAGGCUGGUGCUGGAGUGGGCCAAUUCCGAGGUGAGCCUGCAGACCCUGCGGCGGAAGACGGCCGAGCACUUCCACGAACCCCCGAAGAAAAAGCGGUCUGUGGUGUUGGACGAGAUCCUGGAGCAGCUGGAAGACAGUGAGGACGGCGGUGACGAGCAGACCCUUCAGCCGUGAGCUGGCGCCGAGGGGCUGCUAAGCUGGAGUUCCUGCCUCCAUCUCUCCAAGGGACUGCUCACAGCCUGGGAUGUGGCCUCUGUCCUGCCCCCUCCUCGCCACUUGGGACCAUGGGCCCUGGUUCAGUCACCAGAGCGUCUUCCAUCCGCGCUGACCACGGGGCCACUCACGAAGCACCAAGCCCCAAACCCAGACACUGGCUCAUUGGUUGAGCCCGGCUGUGUCGCUAACGGCAGACGCCCUCUACUCACAGGCUGGGGACCCUGUGAAAUGCAAACAGGUCCCUAGCCCUGGCAAGCAGUGUCCCAAGGCUCAUCCCAGACCUGGGGUGCCCACAUCUACUCCCGCCUGGAGAUUCACACCCAGCACACACCAGGAGGCGGAUGGUAGAGAGGAAAGAGCUAUAACCCGUCUGCCCUGGGUCUGAACCCCAGCUGUGUGACUUUGGACCGGCGAGGUCCCCUCUGACCCUCAGCUUCUCUUUCUAUAAAAUGGGGGUGAUCUUGUACCUACCUCAGAGACAGUGCUCGGACUACAUCAGCCAAUCCAAGUAAAGCCCAGAGCAAGCA